Messenger RNA from Petromyzon marinus (sea lamprey), 1540 nucleotides. The record is from RefSeq and is a predicted model, not a curated record. NCBI's taxonomy places the organism in Eukaryota, Metazoa, Chordata, Hyperoartia, Petromyzontiformes, Petromyzontidae.
GAGCGGGGGCGGUGCCAGGCGGAGCGGGGGCGGUUCCAGGCGGAGCAAUCGCAGCGCCGAGCAUCCUCCAUGGUUGAUGCCCGGCGGCUUCCCCAAUCAACUCGCACCCAUCCAUGAGCGCGACCCGCGUUCACCGCCGGUCACGCGUGCUCCUCGUGAACCUCACACCACCCUCUCCUCCUCCUCCUCCCCCCUCAGUGUUCACGCGUUAAACGGGGAGGAGACGGCGACAACGGAACAUCGCCGUGGUGACCGCAUGGCGGGGGAGAGAGAAAGCCACGCGAAGUCGUCGUCAAGGAAAGCCGCGGCCGCCGAAGGCCCGUCGACUCGUGUCGAGUUCUCGAUGCAGGCCGAGGAGCAGUUGCCGGCAUCGUGCGUCGCCAUGUGCCCCGAGGGGGAACGCGCCGAGCGCGAGCGCAAGCGGCGACUCCAUCGCCUCGAGCUGCUGCCGGGCUCCGAACGGGAGCGGCUGCCCAGGGCCGACCCGGCUCGUGCUGUCAAGGAGUACUCGCGCCCGGCCGCCGGCAAGCACCGGCCGAGGGCCUCGGAGCUGCGUCCCCCGGCCGUGCUGCUGCGCACCGUCGACUACUUAAUCGACGGCGUGCUGUGCCCGGCAGACGAGGCGUCGGCGCGCUCCACGCCGUUCGCCGAAGCCUACGAGUUCACCUUCGACCGCCUGCGCGCCGUGCGCCAGGAUGCGGUGGUGCAGCGCGCCGGAGGGCCGCACAUCGUGCUCGUGCUGGAGAAGAGCGUGCGCGUGAUGGUCUACGCCACCUACCGCCUCUGCGAGGAGACGCUCGCCCGCUUUGAGCCCACCAUCACCGACUGCCACCUGCAGGAGUGCUUCAGCUGGCUGCUGCGGAACUACUCAUCCGAGCGCUGCCACAACGAGGGCGACUUCCAAGCCCUGCACCUCCUCUACAACAUGGGUUCCUUCAAAGCAAUGCACUACGCAUUGCAGCGACCGCCAGAGAUCCGGAACUCCCAGGUCAUGCGACUUGCCUUGGACAUAAAUCGCUGCUACCUCGAGGGGAAUUUUGUGCGCUUCUUCAGACUGGUGCGGCACCUCCCCUUCCUGCACAGCUGUGCCGCACAUCGCCACUUCCGGUUCGUGCGGCAGCAGGCGCUGCGCACCUACUCGCACGGCCAUAGCGUGCGCAACUGCCGCUACCCGCUGGCGCGUCUGUCGGAGCUGCUGGGUUUGGACAGCGCCGGCGAGGCGCGGAGCCUGUGCCAACACUGCGGCAUCUUGGUCGGCGAAGAUGGUUGCAUCGCCUUUCAGAAAACAGCCAUGAAAGCCCCUGUGGAUCUGCCGAAGUCGGCUCGGUGCGUCGCCCUUGUGGACAGCAAGCGCGAGGAGUGGACCCUGAGAGAGAUCCUCCAUGGCUUGCAGCACCAAGAGGAAGACGCUGCCUAAUUGGUGUAUGCUUGUGCUAUUGGGAAUUAUUGGCAGUUUCCACAAUGGAGAGGUCUAAUUUUUUAAGAUAUAUUUUAAAGUAUUUUUUUACACCCGUUUCAAUAAAUGCGUAUAAUUGUAAAA